Messenger RNA from Sphenostylis stenocarpa, 810 nucleotides. The record is from the annotation of a GenBank genome assembly. NCBI's taxonomy places the organism in Eukaryota, Viridiplantae, Streptophyta, Magnoliopsida, Fabales, Fabaceae.
AUGCUUGAUCCCAGGACACACCACCCCACCGAUUCUUUUCAACUCUACGAUGGAACCCGACACAAACCUGAUACCACAUGGGAACUCGCGAACUCUGUUAUGUGGCCUUCCAAACCGGCUUUUGAGGAAGUAAACGUGGAUGACUCUGGAAUUUCUUCACCUCCCAUGUGGACCACCAGCCCCCGACACCGCAACAGCAACCACCGAGGCCUUUCACCGACGUCCAGGACCCAGGCCAUAGUCAGAGGGCAGAGGGAACUCAUGGAAAUGGUGAAGAACAUGCCCGAGUCCAACUACGAGCUCUCCUUGAAGGACCUCGUCGAGCACCACAGGCUAGAGAACUCCCUGGAGGAUAAGAGGAAUUUGACCGUCUACAAGAGGGACAAAAGUGGUGGCGCUGCUGGUAAAAGGGUUGAGAAUAAGAUGGCACAGGUGAAGAGAAACGGGAACAUUGACCGUGGAGGUUUUUACCUCAAAAUGGGGCUUCCUUUUUCUCUGGGGUCUAAGGACAACAAGAAGAGCAAGAAGAAGAAGAAGAAUGAGUCCUCUGGGAAUAGUAGUUCGAGAGUUACCCCUAAACCUGAUGGAUCAACAAAAGGUGGCGUUGAUAAGGACUGGUGGAAGAAGAGCCCUUCAGCGUAUAAAGGGAGUGAUAGUGGUGAAUCCAGUAUCAAUAGUGACAGUUCCAAAAGUUCUGGUAGCACUAGUAGCAACAGCAGCAGCAAUAGCAGGAGUGACCGCAGCCGUGAGAAGGGUGGUAGGCUUUGCUGGCCUUUCAUUCGCAGACGCAAAAGCCAAACACAAAAAUAA